UCUAGUUAUUCGACAUACCGGAGAUAUUGAUCCAAUUUACCCAGAAUGGCGCAGAACAACAAUGAGAAACCUCUACGUUAUGCGCACUAUUCCGUCCCGGACCCAGACUUCGCCAAAUAUAAGGCCAUGCCCAACCCGUUUGCAGAGCUGGACACCCUUUCGCCGGCUGGAAUGCGCGAAAUCAUGUCCCAUAUGCCAGUCACGUUCCCGUAUGACGAGGCAAUUGUCAGCAGCGUUGAGGUCAACCAUCGAACUAUCAAGGUCCGGGAUGGUGCCGAGAUCAAAGUGGGAAUUUACAAGGACAAGGACGUUGGCCCCAACGCUACCUUGUUCUUCGGCGUUCAUGGCGGAGGCUGGGUCCUCGGAGACUAUCAGUCUGAAAGGCCUAUGCACCUUUUGGUUGCGAAGAAAACGAAGUCGGUUGUAGUUGGCGUUAAUUAUCGGCUGGCUCCCGAAUAUCAAUUCCCACACCCUGUCAAUGACUGCUUCGAUGCCCUGCAAUGGUGCCGAGAAAACGCAGAUACUCUAGGAAUUAACCCUAACCGAAUUAUCGUCGGUGGAGGCAGCUCGGGUGGAAACAUCGCUGCAGCCCUAGCACAAAAAGACAGGGAUGAAGGCAUCGGCGCCGUUAUCGGCCAGGUGCUGAACAUCCCUGAUAUAUGCCACCCAGCCCACUUUCCUAAGGAUAAAUACGAAUACAGCAGCCCUGAGCAAAACAAAGAUGCACCGAUUAUGCCAACUCAUGCUGCCCAUUGGUUCUGGGAACAAUAUUGUCCCACAGCUGGUGUGGAUCCCUAUGCGAGUCCUAUAUUGGCAAAGUCGCUUGAGGGGUUACCUCCUGCUUUGGUACAAGUAGCCGGACUUGAUCCUAUUCGGGAUGAAGGUCUUGCCUACUGCGAGGCUCUCGAAGAUGCAGGAGUUCCUGUGCAACGAAAGGUCUACCCCGGCCUUCCCCAUGCCUUUUAUCUUUUCCCGGAUCUGAAAGCUACCUCUGUUUUCUAUGAUACGGUAGUGGAUUGGAUUCUUGCCCUUGAAAAAGCACACUAGAAUUUGGUGUGCUUGUGUACGAAGACAAGUGUACGGGAGCUUAGUUUUUCAGGUGUUCUAUCGACCGGCAUAGAUUAAUUGACAAAUACUUCGAAGAUGAUCUGUCAAUGCAUACAUUGGCCCUUUGCAAAAAAGCUGCACUGGCGCAUCAACUUGUGAGUCCAUAUCAUGCGCCGUAAACGCAAGAAAAGCCAUAACUAUAAUUCAGGUAAAUUCUGCGCAGGAAACUUUUCCUGAGGCAGCAUGGUCUCAGGUCAAGAGUCUUGACGACUAUUUUGAAAGCAACAAAGGGCCAUAUUAGGGUUGAGGGGAGUGGGUCGGACGGUAAUCCACAGGAUAUCGAUUAGCCCGCAAUGACGCGUUUUAUUACCUAGAAAUUUUCGCUGUUGAUAUCUCUUGUCUAUAUUACAUUUUGUUCCUUAGGAUGAGUGUCGGGCUGGGUAUGU
Aspergillus alliaceus is the source of this 1493-nucleotide messenger RNA. Its product is annotated as alpha/beta hydrolase. The record is from RefSeq and is a predicted model, not a curated record. Gene Ontology annotation, molecular function: hydrolase activity. NCBI's taxonomy places the organism in Eukaryota, Fungi, Ascomycota, Eurotiomycetes, Eurotiales, Aspergillaceae. The coding region runs from base 46 to 1047 and encodes 333 amino acids. The transcript is spliced from 8 exons.